Molecule: messenger RNA, 2469 nt
Organism: Doryrhamphus excisus (bluestripe pipefish)
Lineage: Eukaryota; Metazoa; Chordata; Actinopteri; Syngnathiformes; Syngnathidae
Source: RefSeq, a predicted model, not a curated record
AUGUCAGAGUCAGGCCUACCUCAACAGAUAUCCCAAGGUGUGUGGAAGCUGUUAACUGUCAUGAAAGAUGAUGACAUUUCUGCUGCUGUGCGAAGUGACUUCUGCAUUCUUCAGCUGGCGCAGUCAUUUUUCAACAAACAUGGUCAAGAUCCCACCAAAUAUGAAUAUAUUCGGCAGAAGCUUCGUGAAGUUGGAAGACUUCUACUAAUACUGUGUAAAGAAUUUUCCAUAUAUAAUCUUGAGGAUGCUGUAAGACCUGUAAAUUUCCAUUCAGUUAUCCAAGCAGUCAAGAAGGUGUCUGGGUUUGAUGAAGAAAAGCAUUGCUACAAAACGCCAAGCCUCGCACUUAAGUUGGGUCAUUCAUUGCAAAAGAUUAGUGACAUCAUCCAUUGCAGAGCUUUAAUGACAGGAGACAAUGAGCUGAAAAAGUCAACCCAGACUUUCAAAAAGCUUUACACCUCAAAGUGGUCUGAACUUGUCUCUCAUACUGCUUUGACCACCUUGAAUGAGGCGCACUUCAACAAGCCAUCCACCCUGCCUUUUACUGAAGAUGUGCAACGUCUUCAUCAGCAUCUUGAAAAGACAGCAGAUUUGGCAUCUGAGAACCUGGGAAAGAUGCCUUCACCACAAGUGUAUGGUGAACUUUGCAGAGCAACUUUGGCAAAGAUCAUAUUAUUCAACCGAAGACGUGGAGGUGAAGUUGCAAAAAUGCAAUUACACAGCUUCAUCGGAAGAGACACAACACCCCUCCAUAAGGAUGUUGCUCUUGGCCUCACAAAGUUUGAACAAAAACUCUGUGAACAUUUCAGCCGGGUGGAAAUUAGGGGUAAAAGAGGACGAAAAGUUGCUGUGUUGCUAUCACCGGACGUGGUUGAUUCAUUGACACUCCUCUUGAAAAAAAGGAAGGAAUGUGGAGUUCCAGAGGAGAACAUUUUUUUGUUUGGAAGGCCCCACUGUUUAACUUCAUACAGAGGACAGGAUUGUUUAAGGACGUAUGCAAAUGAGUGUGGUGCUCAGAACCCAGAACUCCUGAGGUCAACCCAGUUACGCAAACAUGUUGCAACGUUGUCCCAGGUCCUGAACCUCAAAAACCAUGAACUGGACCAGGUUGCGGACUUCCUCGGCCAUGAUAUUCGUGUCCACAGAGAAUACUACAGGCUUCCAGAGGCGACAACACAGCUGGCCAAAAUAUCCAAGCUACUGCUUGCCAUGGAGAAGGGGUCCAUCACAAACCUUCAGGGCAAAACUCUUGAAGAGAUUGAGAUAGAAGAUAACCUUGACUUCACUGCUUCUGAAGCAAGUGAAGAAAGUGAAGCUGACGGAGAGGAUCAGCCCUCAGAUCCACAAACAGACAUGGGACAGGAGAGAGCUGUGCUACCUGUCAACAACCCUUCAGCUGCCUCAGAUGACUUCAGAGAUGACUCUGCCCUUCUAAAGACUUCUAGUGGACAGGAGAGAACUGUACAACCUGUUGACAACCCUUCAGCUGCCUCUGAUGGUGACACUGCUCUUGAAGGGACAUCUAAAGAGGAUAAUGGGAAGAAAAAGUCCAGCAGGAAAAAAAAACGUCAUGAACAAAGUGCGAUUACCAAAAAUGCUGGAGUGGACGAUCCCAGGAGGAAAAUAAAGCAUCCAUGGUCUCCAGCUGAGGUUGCAGCUGUGAUGAGACAUUUUAAAGAUCACAUCAACAAUGGUAAACUCGUCACUAUGAUUCAGUGCCAGCAGUGCAAGACCGCUGAGCAUCAUGUUCUUGCCGACCGCACUCUUCAAAAUAUAAGAGAUUUUGUUAGAAAUCGUGGCAUAACACUGAAGAGGAAGAACCAAUAAGUACAGAGAGAGAUGAUGUUUUGUUUUUAUGUGUUAAAAGAUAAGAGCUGAGCUCUGUUAAGUGGCGACAAAGCCACAAAAAAUAAAGUUGGUUCUUUAACAACUUUAACAACUGGUUAUACCUGGUGUAAUGUCUUUGUCUAUCAGAUAUGUAUUAAUAGGUUUUACCCGAGGUGGAUAAUGACUAUUGUAUACUGAGGAUGUCUUACACACAUGCCACAGAUCAGGUAUGUCUUUAAAUUUCACAAUGGUAUUGUGUUCAUCUAUUUGUCCUCAUAUACUGGUUGUGACCUAUUAAUGCACAUUACUUUCAUUUUUGUGUUUGUGUGAAUCCAUGUUCCAGCAAGUCACCUGUGACCCUCCAAGUCACAUUAGUGUCAGUGUUUGUGUGUUGUAUAACAACAGUCCUUAUUAAUCAAGUUGGUUCUUAUAAUUCUCCUUUUUGUCAUGGGCGGGGUUUAGCAGCUCAUUAACUUUGUCCUUACAAGUCGUCGUAGUGUCAGGUUGUUGUAACUUGCGUUGCUUUUUGUGUUUCUGACUUUUGAAGUGAGAUUUGCAGAGUACAGCCCAAACCAAAUUUUUUGAUAUAUGCCACACCUCUGGGAAACAAGCGGAAAGGGGUGCCACCCUAAUACACCAAAA